UCGAAUCCCCCUUUCCAAGACGAGAGAACGCUUCCACCGAGAGACGAAUUUGGAUCCUGUUUGCGCCACCCUGCUUCGCUGCUGUGAACACAACUUUGCGCCCAAUCAAGUCCGUGGAGCCACUGCGAGCAAGACCGAGUUCCUUAAACCUCCCAGGUUGCGUUGUUGGGUCGGCGUAACUCUCUUGAACUAUUCUUGCCAGGAGAUGUUCGAAACGUUGUUGUUUAUGAGUCUACCCUGGAGUUUUAGAAACAUGGGUUAUGGUUGACCGCAAACACAAAUUGUAGACUUGCAUAAGCAGGUUACAAUGGCUGCAGCUUCCCUCCCAUCCCUGGCUCUCUAUAGAACUGGGAUUUGUGGUUGUCGAUAUGAUGAGUCUUGUAUGAGUCAGAGAGCAGGGGCAGCUUGGAGGAUCACUGGAGGGGACAAGAAUUUGCUCUGUGCGUCUCGAGGCAGUGUAAUUACGGGGAGACAUUGUGCAGAUUGUAAGAUACGUCGAAUUAGGCCCAAUUUCAGCAGAUGGUUGUCUAAAUCAUCUUGUAAAGUUAGAUACCGUGAAGCACUAAAUUCAGUAACCAGAAAGGAAUAUGGACGCGCCCCCUCAAAAUUAGCGGCGCAACGGCGAGAGGAUUCAUUGACUGAAAGUGUGGAAUCUGUCUCUGGGAGCGAUACCAUGCCUUCGACUGCACCAACUCGGGAUCGAAACGUUGAGAAUGGGGCUACUGUGCUGAGUUCGGUGGACGUAGUUGAAGACGAAGUUCGCAAUGUGGAAGUGUCGCACAAAAGUUCGCAACUUGAAAUGGAAGGAUUAAGGAAAAGCGAGGCAGCGAAGGUGCUUUUUGGAGUAGAAAUGUCACCAGACACGAUCGCAAUAGCUAUGGUGUAUUUUGUUCAAGGAAUUCUUGGGCUUUCUCGUUUGGCUGUUAGUUUUUUUUUGAAAGAUGAUUUGCAUCUCGACCCCGCUGAGACUGCGUUUUUGACCGGCUUCUCCGCACUUCCCUGGCUAAUAAAACCCCUCUAUGGGUUUAUCAGUGAUGGAGUGCCAUUAUUUGGAUACCGGCGACGCUCUUACUUGGUAUUGUGUGGACUUCUUGGUGCAUUAUGUUGGGGCUCGCUUGCUGUAGUAGUCGAUAACAAGUAUGCUGCAAUGACAGCAAUUCUGCUCAGCUCCCUAUCGGUGGCAUUUUCUGAUGUGGUUGUGGACUCCAUGGUAGUAGAAAAAGCGCGGGGUGAGUCCCAGGGUGCAGCUGGUUCCCUUCAGAGCCUGUGCUGGGGUUCUUCGGCGACUGGGGGCAUAGUUAGCGCUUAUUUCAGUGGUUACUUGGUGGAAACAUAUGGCACAAGAUUUGUUUUUGGAGUUACAGCAGUACUGCCUUUGAUAACCUCAGCAGUCGCGGGUCUUGUAGGAGAGGUGCCUAUUAAGGCAUCUAGUGGUGAUCCAAAAGUCAAGUUAACUAAAAUGGCUCAGUUUAUAAGCACAUCGAAGUCACAGCUUGGUUUUUUGUGGGAAACUGUGAAGGAGCCGAAUAUAUUUUGGCCAACUCUCUUCAUUUUCCUGUGGCAAGCUACCCCAACAUCCGACACGGCCAUGUUUUUCUUCACGACUAAUCAUCUAGGAUUUGGACCGGAAUUUCUAGGGCGUGUACGCCUCGUGACUGCAGUGGCAUCACUUGUAGGUGUUGGAUUAUAUAACAGCUACUUAAAAGAUGUUCCCCUUCGCAGUAUUUUCUUGUGGACAACUCUGUUGGGAACAGCUUUAGGUCUUACUCAGUUAUUGCUUGUCACUGGUGUCAAUCGGAGUUUAGGCAUAAGUGACGAAUGGUUCUCAAUGGGAGAUUCACUCUUUUUGACAGUACUAGGCCAGGUAUCAUUCAUGCCAAUUUUGGUGCUGGCAGCUAGACUAUGCCCACCAGGUGUAGAGGCAACACUCUUUGCCACUUUGAUGUCUAUCAGCAACGGAGGUGGCGUUACUGGGGGAGUUCUUGGAGCUGGUCUUACACAGGUCCUUGGCGUCACAAGCCAGAACUUUGACAACCUAGCACUUUUACUCCUGUUAUGCAAUGCCUCCUCCCUGCUCCCAUUACCGUUCCUGAAUCUCCUCCCGUCAGAGAGUGAGCUUGCGGCAACAGUGGAAAAGGCAGAACAGGCUCAAAGAGACUUUGAGAGUUCUAAACAGGACUAGUUUCCAACCCCUUCUCCUACACGGAUUCUUACCGUACAUGUAGUCUUUUCCACAGUUAUACAUCACAUCCAAUGCAGUUCAGUUAUUUUCAUUACCUACAAGGACCUCUCAGGUUUUGAGAUAGAAUUCAGGUUCUUUUACAUGAGCCAUUCUUGUGAUGAUUUGCUCAGUGAGCCAAUGCUAAUACUUCAAUCUAGGGUGCGAACGAAUUUAGGCAAUAGAUGUAAGAUUAUCCCGCUGACAUGGUAUUCUCCUAGUCUGUCAAAUACAAGAAUUGCAGGGGAAUGUCCAGACCGUGUAGCAUGAAUUAUUGCCGCAUUCUUUGAUAAUAUUCUUUCUGUUCGACA
Molecule: messenger RNA, 2529 nt
Organism: Physcomitrium patens
Lineage: Eukaryota; Viridiplantae; Streptophyta; Bryopsida; Funariales; Funariaceae
Product: folate-biopterin transporter 1, chloroplastic
Cellular component (GO): membrane
Source: RefSeq, a predicted model, not a curated record